UCGCCCCUUGCCAAUGUUUUGAUAUCUCACGCGUGAGGGUCGAAGCUCAGCUGUCAGGGCCGUCCUUGGGCCAUUAUAGUGUUUGCUAAUUCUAAGUUUACAGUCAUAAGCCUCCGUGGCACAGCUGGAGUCUCUCGUCGUGGGGUCACUGACGGUCUGCUGGGGUCACUGACGGUCUGCUGGGGUCAGGUGGUGUAUGACUAACCUCGACUGAAGUCAACAAUCUUGGCUGGUAACACACAACUGAUGAUCAGGAAACGAGUCGUACAGGAGUCAUGCAGAAUAUUACUAUCACACGCACAGCAAGGGAGAUGCUAAAGAGCCUCCACAGGCUCACAGCUGCUGAAGGAUGGAACUAUGGCCUUGACAACUUGCGAGCAAUCUACGAUUUCGACCCACUCGGCUCUUUUUGUGCAAUCGAUGAUAACAGUGAUAUGGUUGGUCACCUUAUUGGUGCUCAUGUCAAACCGGACCUUGUAAUGGGUGGAUUAUUCAUCGUACGCGAGGAUAUGCGUGGAAAGGGAAUAGGAAAGGCUCUGUUCGAAGAACGAUCAAAGUAUGUCGGCGAUGCCAACUUUGGCAUCAGUAUUGGAUCAACACGUCUUGUGAAACACAAGGAACUAUACACGGCACGACACUAUGCUUUCGAGAUUAUUGGCUAUGGUGGUAAGCGUGGGCCUCUGAUUAAAGCUCCUGAGAAGUACAAGAUUGUUCCAAUUUCCAGGGUUGACUUUGGAGAGCUUGCAAGAUAUGAUACCAAGAUCUGUCAUGGCAUGGAGCGCAGCCGCUUCCUCAACCGCUGGGCUGCAGGGCUUCAGUCUCGCUCUCUAGUCGCGCUCGACGGUAACACCAUCGUGGGUUACGCGACGCUGCGGCCAGCGGACCGCGGAUACCGCAUCGCACCGCUGUACGGCGACACGCCCGACGCGAUCGCUGCACUGUUCCAUGCGAUCACCGCGAAGCACACGGAGGAGGACGAUCAUGUGUUCAUGAACGUGCCGACGACGAACGACGGCAUGAUGCAGAUCGUCAGCGACCUUGGGUUGACCUCAGCGUACUCGCUAAAGCGCAUGUUCACGAAGGAGAUUCUCAUGCCGCCGCUGCAGAAGAUCGGAAGCCUGAUGACGAUGGAAGUGACGACCUGUUGAAGGUCGAGCGGCCAUGUUUAUUCUUCUGCGCACGUCGCAGAAUCGCGUUUUCUGAUUCGGGCGCUGCAUAUAUUCUUUAGCACAUGUGGGGUACAGACUGGCCACUCCAGUCUGUACUCGGUAGAAUCAGAUGUUUCUAUGCUGAGGAAAUGUCAGGACGUAUCAAUUUUGAUCAUACUAGAUGCAGUUCAUCCUGCUAAAAUCAAGUUAGGGAUGUUCAGUUAUGAUUCAUUGGAUUCUUGCAUAAACUCAAUCGUUCCAGUUGCCGAUAUACCUCAGGUUAUCAUGGUAUUAUGAAUUUAUCUUGAUUAUUCGGAAGAUCAAUUAUAAUGCUGAUCAAUCCUCCGUAUAUUAACAAAAUGCUUGGGAUAUAAAAAUAUAUAAAACGUGCCAGUCUUCUCGAUCUAGUUAUACCUAGUUGUAUACAGAAGUUUCCAUAGCUGUAUCAGUGAACAGCGCAUUGUUUGAAAGGUGUGUAUUAUGUAUUUUCUUAAUUAGUCUUUGAAUGGAACUAUGAAUUAUACAGUAUUAUAGUACAAUAUGAUAUACUUCUGUACACUUUCUUACUUCUCUGGUUAGUUUUUAACAACCGUCAGUGUAAUAGGGUACAACAACAAGUGCCGCAGUGCGACAGGGCUCAUCUGGUGUCUGGUGUUCUGCUGAUAAAUUCAUUUGUGCAUAGCAA
Molecule: messenger RNA, 1833 nt
Organism: Priapulus caudatus
Lineage: Eukaryota; Metazoa; Priapulida; Priapulimorpha; Priapulimorphida; Priapulidae
Exons: 5
Coding region: 276-1148 (290 amino acids)
Molecular function (GO): acyltransferase activity, transferring groups other than amino-acyl groups
Source: RefSeq, a predicted model, not a curated record